GGGUGUGGAAGUUUACGUGUUUCUGGUUUGCCCGAGGAUUCUGGUAUGAACGGUGACUAUGAAAUUAAUGGCGACCCCAAUGCACUAUUACCACGGUACACGAAAGAGGGUAAUGCAGAGUACAACAUGUAUUUUGUUCAGAAUUCCAGAACACAAGGCAGAUGGGUAAUCGCUACUAAGUUUCAUUCGACCCUUUAUGAUGCUCGUUCGAAUAUUGUCCCUUUUGGCUCUAAUCAAAUUGAUCCAUCUGGAACCAGCUGGGAAUAUAAGGAAGGAUCUACAAGGAUGACGCAGAAAAAUUCAAAGUGGGUUUGUCUCGAUGGUAUGUAU
Messenger RNA from Owenia fusiformis, 330 nucleotides. Lineage: Eukaryota; Metazoa; Annelida; Polychaeta; Sabellida; Oweniidae. The record is from the annotation of a GenBank genome assembly.